This is a messenger RNA of Trifolium pratense (red clover), 1514 nucleotides long. Its product is annotated as 1-aminocyclopropane-1-carboxylate oxidase homolog 4-like. The transcript is spliced from 3 exons. The record is from RefSeq and is a predicted model, not a curated record. NCBI's taxonomy places the organism in Eukaryota, Viridiplantae, Streptophyta, Magnoliopsida, Fabales, Fabaceae. Bases 256 to 1365 code for a protein of 369 amino acids.
AACGGUCAAGAUCUAAUGCAUGGAAUCUUCUUCGUUCUUACCUACGAGGAAUCCAGGGGUCUUAAUCUACGUGUUAGAAAAGCUACCAAAAAAAGCAAAACAACCCUCGUCUCAUUUGACAAUUGUAGAAAACUCCAUUCUCAAAUUUCAAAAUCAAUCCAAUCACAUGGUUGAGUUAAGUGUACAACUUUUCCUACUUAAUAAUCGCUUAUUUCUUCCUUCAACUCCAAAACCUUCCUUAACUCAUUCACAACAAUGUCAUCACCAAUCGCAAUUCCUUCACCACCACCAACCACCACAUCUCCACCUUCCGAUCGUCUCAAAGCCGUAAAACAAUUCGACGAAACAAAAGCCGGCGUAAAAGACCUAAUCGACUCCGGUAUCAAAACAAUCCCUUCUAUCUUCAUUCAUCCACCCGAAACCCUAUCUGACCUUUUUCCAGGAUCCGGACCCGAACCGGAGAUUCCAACAAUUGAUCUUUCUAAUCUUCAAUCCUCCCGCGCCGCUGUUGUUGAUCAGAUUCAUCAUGCUGCGAGUACUGUUGGAUUCUUUCAGGUGAUUAACCAUGGUGUGGCGCCGGAAUUGUUGCGUAGUGUUAUUGGUGCUAUGAAAGCGUUUCAUGAACAGCCUGCGGAGGUUAGAGCGCAGGUGUACCGUAGGGAGAUGGGGAAGGGUGUAUCGUAUAUAUCUAACGUUGAUCUUUUCACUUCUAAAGCUGCCAGCUGGCGCGAUACGCUUCAGCUUAAGAUGGGACCGGUUGCAGCGGAUGAGAAGGAGAUUCCUGAAGUGUGCAGGAAGGAGGUGAUAGAGUGGGAUAGAGAAGUGGUGCGUGUGGGAGAUAUUUUGCUGGGUUUGUUGAGUGAAGGGUUGGGGUUAAGUGCAGAAAGGCUCAUGGAAUUGGGUUUGUCGCAAGGGAGGGUGAUGGUUGGCCACUACUACCCGUUUUGCCCUCAGCCUAAUCUUACUGUUGGACUCAAUUCCCAUGCAGAUCCGGGGGCAUUGACAGUAGUGUUGCAGGAUCAUAUUGGUGGCUUACAGGUUAGGACUCAACAGGGUUGGGUUAAUGUCAAGCCUCUUGAUGGAGCUUUGGUUAUCAACAUUGGAGAUUUACUUCAGAUAAUUUCUAAUGAGGAGUAUAAGAGUGCUGAUCAUCGAGUAUUAGCCAAUCCUGCUAACGAGCCGCGAGUCUCAAUUGCCAUUUUCCUCAACCCGGGUGACAGAGAGAAGCUCUUUGGACCUUUACCAGAGCUAACAUCAGCAGAGAAACCGGCUCUUUAUAGAGAUUUCACGCUCAACGAAUUUAUGACAAGGUUCUUCACGAAAGAGCUUGAUGGUAAAUCAUUGACAAAUUUCUUCAGACAAUGAUGUAUAUAUAACAUAACACUGGUUGCUGAUGAUAUAUAUCAAUGUAAAAAUAUCUUUGUACAAUGGUCACUGUACUGCUACUACUUAUUAUGCAAAUACAUUAUUGAAUAAAGCUGUUGCAUAAUAGAAACUCAUCUGUUCUUCCAUAA